Messenger RNA from Erythranthe guttata (spotted monkey flower), 693 nucleotides. RefSeq lists its product as uncharacterized. NCBI's taxonomy places the organism in Eukaryota, Viridiplantae, Streptophyta, Magnoliopsida, Lamiales, Phrymaceae. The record is from RefSeq and is a predicted model, not a curated record.
AUGGCCGCAGCAGCAGCAGCAGAAGAAGAAUCCAAAGCGACGACCAGAUUGAAACUGUUGAUUGACACCAAAGGCAAGAGAGUGCUGUACGCAGAAGCCGGCAAAGAAUUCGCAGACUUCCUGUUUCAGAUUCUCUCUCUGCCGUUAGCCACAAUCGUAAGUCUUCUGCGAAAACGAGACACCUUCGGCUCGCUAACGAACCUGUACGAAAGCAUGGAGAAUCUUAACGAUUCCUACAUGCAAUAUACCGGGACCAAAGAUUCUACUCUGAAACCAGUGCCCCCCGUUAACGUUCCUCUGCUUGGCGUCGGUAACAAAAUCUCCAAGUGCUCCGUAGGUUCGAGUUUUGCUUCAAAAGACCGGAACGCAACUUGUCCGAGCUGCAAGAAGAAACUUUUCUUGUGUUGCAAGUAUAAAGAGAUGCGCAAUGCAGGAUUAAUUUUCAAGGAUAUGGUUACUUACAUGGUGAUGGAUGAUUUGACCGUUACGCCCUUGUCUACGAUGUCUAGCAUUGCGUUGCUCCGUAAACAUCAUAUUAACCAAUUUAGUGAUCAAUUGGAGGAAAAGAUUGUUGAUAUUGGCAUGGAUGAGGCUUUGAAGCUGUUGAAUGCUACUUUGCGGACUAAGAAGGUUCUUACCGAUGUCUUCCUCGAGAACUCGUGUUCGGUGAAACGAGAGGUAGAUAUAAUAUAG